AUGGACAGCAAGUCGUUCUCAUCGCGCAUCAGCGACUUGGUCAAAUUUCUAUCAUCCGUUCAAGGCGACCUAUCCAAUGUCACCGCCCCUCCCUCUUUUCUGGCACCGUCAUCGGUAGUCGAGGUCGGCCAUUGCUGGUGCCAGCGGCCCGGGGUCUUCGUCGCCCCGGCAUUAGAGUCGGACCCUGAGAAGCGCAGCUUAAAAGUGCUGCGUAUGAUUCUUAUUGCUAUGCGUAGCCAGUUUUACGUCGCCGGCGCGCCAAACGUCAGCAUCAAGAAGCCUCUCAACGCAUUUCUGGGAGAGCUGUUCCUCGCUUCAUGGACGGACUCCGACCGCAAAGCCAGGACAGAGCUCGUCGCCGAGCAGGUUAGCCACCACCCACCCAUUACUGCAAUGCACAUGGGCAGCAAGGAGCACGGAAUCCGGGCAGAUGGCUAUGCGCGCGUCGAGAUGACGUUCUCGAGCAGCGUGAACAUCCGUCAGAUUGGACACGCUGUUUUGCACAUUGACAGAUAUGAGGAAGACUACCUCAUUCCCUUGCCAGAAGUCAAGGUCCGCGGCUUCCUGAACGCCUGCUUGUACCCCGAGGUUUUGGGAACAUAUUACAUCGUGUCCAACACGGGUUACAUCUCAGAGAUCAAGUUCUCAGGAAGCGGCGUUUUCAGAGGAAAGAAGAACUCAUUUGAGGCGCGGAUGUACCACAAGAACGACAAGAAAAACACAAUCUAUGAGUUGCAAGGCUGCUGGAGCGAGGGCUGGACAGUCAAGGAUGGCAGGACGGGCGACAUCCUGGAGAAGUACGAGGUCGACGCGCUCGAGAACCUCCCUGCGCCUAUGGAGAUGGAGCCAGUUCAGAACCAGGACCCGUGGGAAUCAAGACGUGCAUGGAGUGGCGUUAUUGAGGGGCUGAGCAAGAACGAUUUCCGGGAGACGGUAAACGCAAAGAGCCAAGUGGAAGAAGCCCAACGGCGCAUGCGGGCCGAGGAGAAGAAGAAGGGCGAGACUUGGGAGCCGCUGUUCUUCAAGAGCAUUCCUGGAGAAGAGCACGACGUGUUUCAUCGGUUGGCUAAAGGCGUUGAUUGGCAGUUGCACGACAAGCAUACCAAGGGCGUUUGGAGGAUUGAUGACAGGAAGAGGGAUUCCAUACAAAGGCCAUUCAGGGGGGAGUUGACUCCACUGGGCUAG
This is a messenger RNA of Colletotrichum spaethianum, 1185 nucleotides long. RefSeq names its product oxysterol-binding 4. NCBI's taxonomy places the organism in Eukaryota, Fungi, Ascomycota, Sordariomycetes, Glomerellales, Glomerellaceae. Gene Ontology annotation, cellular component: cytosol; intracellular membrane-bounded organelle; membrane. Gene Ontology annotation, biological process: maintenance of cell polarity; exocytosis; piecemeal microautophagy of the nucleus. Gene Ontology annotation, molecular function: oxysterol binding. The record is from RefSeq and is a predicted model, not a curated record. The transcript is spliced from 2 exons. Bases 1 to 1185 code for a protein of 394 amino acids.